AUGGCGGGCGGCGCCGCCGUUUGUUGCUGUUCUGCGGCUUCAGUUAGAAACAACGACCCGGCCGGGCCCGCCCCGCCCGCAAGCAAAAUCACCGCGCCCUGCCUGCAGGCGCGGGACACCGCCCGCAGAACUGCGAACCGUGUAGUGGCUCGCGGUGUCAUCCGCGGCGUGCAGAACAAGCCCGAGCUGGAGGUGACGGAGCUGACCGUGAAGGUGACGAAGAUGCUGCGCCGGUCGACGGACGCCGCGGGCGGGCUGUGCGCCGAGAACGAGGUGUCGCCGCUGGGCGACUGCGAGGGCUACGAGGAGACGCCCUCGGCCUCCGCCACCCCGGCCGCGCCCACCGCCGUCUCGCUGCAGGUCAGUCCCACCCCUUCGACGCCAGGCGAGCGCAAAAGCGUUCACCGUCGGGAAAUGUCAUAG
Molecule: messenger RNA, 423 nt
Organism: Gryllus bimaculatus (two-spotted cricket)
Lineage: Eukaryota; Metazoa; Arthropoda; Insecta; Orthoptera; Gryllidae
Source: the annotation of a GenBank genome assembly